Notechis scutatus (mainland tiger snake) is the source of this 2459-nucleotide messenger RNA. RefSeq names its product limb and CNS expressed 1 like (gene LIX1L). Gene Ontology annotation, cellular component: cytoplasm. Gene Ontology annotation, biological process: autophagosome maturation. NCBI's taxonomy places the organism in Eukaryota, Metazoa, Chordata, Lepidosauria, Squamata, Elapidae. The record is from RefSeq and is a predicted model, not a curated record.
CUCUUCGCCUACGGUCGCCCGCAACGGAGGGGCGAUGGAGUCGCUCCGCGUCCAGCGGCUGCAGCCGGGCGUCGGCGGGACGCUGCGCUCGCUGCGGCCCGGCGUGACGACGGGGGCGCUUCCCUCGGCCGCCUCAGCUCCGCCUCUCCCGCCGCCCCCACCGCCGCUCGGGCUGACGCUCACCUUGGGGCCGCCGCCGGCCCCUCCGCCGCUCCCCCCCUCCCUCUUGCCGGGAGUGACGGCCGGCGCCACCGCUGCCGCCAGCCCUCCGGGAGCCGCCGGGGGCCCUCCCGCCGUCCUGAGGGAGGCCGUGGAGGCCGUGGUGCGGAGCUUCGCUAAGCACACGCAGGGAUACGGCCGCGUCAAUGUUGUUGAAGCGCUUCAGGAAUUCUGGCAGAUGAAGCAAUCCCGUGGUGCUGAUCUGAAAAAUGGCGCUCUGGUGGUUUACGAGAUGGUCCCAUCCAACAGCCCUCCUUACAUUUGCUAUGUUACGUUGCCAGGAGGGAGCUGCUUUGGCAGUUUUCAGUUUUGUCCAACGAAAGCUGAAGCCAGAAGAAGUGCUGCAAAAAUUGCACUGAUGAAUUCAGUCUUCAAUGAACAUCCAUCCCGUAGAAUCACGGAUGACUUUAUUGAGAAAAGUGUCAUGGAGGCCUUGGCAUCUUUUAACGGUAACAGAGAGGAAGCAGAUAAUCCAAGUACAGGUAUUGGUGCAUUCCGCUUCAUGUUGGAGUCCAACAAAGGGAAAUCCAUGUUAGAGUUCCAGGAACUGAUGACAGUUUUCCAGCUGCUACACUGGAACGGUAGCCUUAAAGCCAUGCGAGAGAGGCAGUGCUCAAGACAGGAGGUGCUGGCACACUACUCCCAUCGUGCCCUGGAUGAUGAUAUACGGAACCAGAUGGCAACGGAUUGGGUCAACCGAGAGCAGAACAUCCCAGGGGCCCUUUCCAGGGAGCUGGCCUCGACUGAGCGUGAACUGGACGAAGCUCGGCUAGCUGGAAAGGAGCUGAGAUUUCACAAGGAGAAGAAAGACAUCCUGAUGUUGGCUGCUGGCCAGCUGGGGAACAUGCAUUCUUCCAACUGCUAGGACUCUCUCGUAGCUCUUUCACUCCCUUCUUAACUACUCUCUCUUCCCACAAUAGUUUGCUGAAGAAGUCGGAAGGAAUGUUACAAAUACGAAGAAGCCCCGUGUUCAGCCCGAUUUUUUCCUAAUUUUAUUGUGCAAUGUGAUGUUUGUGUUUGGGAGACUUUAGUGCAGAAUUUGAAAAUAACCUUAAUUGCCUUAAUUUUUAGUUCUAAGUGUCAGGUGUCCUCCCAUUAGAGAAGGAAACCGAGGGUAACCUUUUUUGGGGGUGGGUGGGGGGGAAACUGUCGAGUUUGUUCAGAACUCGGCUUCAAUUCUAACCACCUGAAAGGUGUCAUUGAACAGCCUCCAGUGCUUUGCUUUCCAAGAACAGAGGACCAAUUGCACACUUUUUUAAAAACAAGAUUGUUGAAAAUUCUGUAUAGAUUUUAUACUUGGACCUCUGGUUAUCUUUUCGUUCUGCUGAAGAACUUUUUGUAGAACAUACUAAUAAUGUAACUUUUUUGGGAGAAAUAGACCUUUGUUCAAAUCUUGAUUCUAUCCAGGUUGUCAGUAUUAAGUAGAAAAGGAACACUGCCACAGAAGAAUGCCAGUGUUUGUUAUUAGGGUAUAAUGGAUUGAUAUAUGCUACGCAGAUGUGUACCUACAGCUAAAGUAGUUUGAUAUACACCAUCUUAUAAGUAGAGCACUUAAAACACCCUGUUUCCGUUAUUGUCCAAUCUCCAGUAGGAUUCUAUUUUAACUGGACUGGUUGUCACUUUUUUCAGUGCCAUAAACUUUGAACAGUCCCUACACUACUGUUGUAAAUCAAGGACUACCUAUAUUGACCAUGACUUAAUUUUAUAUUGUUGCUGUGUUCAAGAUUUACUUUCAAAAUCUUAGGACACAUUAAGGAAUGUUGGUCUCCGGCAUGCCAGGUUAGUUUGGUUCUUUGCUGGGUUUUUUCUCAUGUGUAAACAAGCCCUGAUCCAGUACAAAAACUUGGCCUACGAUAUCUCUUGAUCAAAAAUUUCAGGCCCUCUUAAGGUAAAUGGAGCAACUUGCAAAAGUUGGGUGGUCUGUUCUGGUUGAUUAUUAUAGUAAAGAUUUGACUGAUGGGGGAAAUAUUAGCUGGUGAUCAGUGGGCUCAAAGUGUUUUUUUGGUCUUCAUGUCUUCAAUAUCUUGCCAUUUGUAUACAUGAAAUAAAACAAUAUCCUCUUUUUAUAUAUAUACAUAUUUAUAUUUAUAUAUUUUAUACAUAGGUAUUGUUUACACAAUAUUAAUGUUUAAAGCAUUUAUAAAGUUAGCUUACAACUAAAUUCUUUGAAGAAGAAUACUAGUUCAGACUAGUCUGGCUGACUGGUAAGACCCAUAUUUGGGUUAUUUCUCUUACCUGAA